Molecule: messenger RNA, 363 nt
Organism: Anthostomella pinea
Lineage: Eukaryota; Fungi; Ascomycota; Sordariomycetes; Xylariales; Xylariaceae
Source: the annotation of a GenBank genome assembly
AUGCCUUUCUUUCUGUCCGCUGCCAUGGCUUCUUCGCAGCUGUUGCCGCCGUUCUGUGUCGAGCACCAGUUAAAGUUGGACCUAUAUAAGGACCUAGGCUCGUCCCGUCCUGUCCACCAUUUGUCAGGGUAUCCCCACAUCGCGCUGGACGACUGGCACCGCAUCCGGGGUUUUCUCGACGAGGAAUUCUGCUCGGACGAUCUAGACAAGAUGGCUGACAGGCUUUGGUGGAUGACUAAGCAGGACAGCGCAAGCAUCUACCCCACGGUGCAAAGCGCGUCGGAUGGCUGGAGCAGCCCGGUUGGCGGUGGCUUCGAGAGAUUGGCUGUCGACGGGGCGACCUGGACGUUAAGGGCCCGUUAG